Messenger RNA from Phragmites australis (common reed), 1404 nucleotides. RefSeq lists its product as uncharacterized. The transcript is spliced from 4 exons. The coding region runs from base 132 to 1142 and encodes 336 amino acids. The record is from RefSeq and is a predicted model, not a curated record. NCBI's taxonomy places the organism in Eukaryota, Viridiplantae, Streptophyta, Magnoliopsida, Poales, Poaceae.
UCUAAGGUCUAACCCGCCGAUCUGGGAAUACAUCUUGUGCUUUUCCGUCACUGGCCUCGAUUCGGAUCUCUGUGCGCACGACGGCGGCCAGUGCCAGUUCCAGUGCCCGCGCCAGCGCGCGCGCGGCGGCCAUGAAGCAGCAGCCCGGCACCUCGACCCUCUUCGCGCUGCUCUCCCUCUUGCUGCUCCUCCUGCGCUUGCUCCUCCGCCUCCGCCUCGCCGCCUUCCGCGACGCCGCGCUCUCGCUCCACCUCAUCGCGCGCCUCCGCCUCCGCCCCGUCCUCCUCCGCCUCCCGGGCCACGGCGCCACCGCCGUCCUCCGCGUCUGGUGCCCGUCCUCCCCGUCCUCCAAGCCGCCGCUGCUGCUCCUCCACGGCUUCGGCGGCGACGCCAAGUGGACGUGGGCGCGCAACCUCCCACGCCUCGCCCGCCACUUCCACGUCUACGCGCCGGACCUCGUCUUCUUCGGCGCCCACUCCCGCUCCGCCUCGCCGCUACGCUCCGUCGCCUUCCAGGCCCGCUGCGCCGCCGACGCCAUGCGUCUCCUCGGCGUCCCACGCUACGACGUCGUCGGGAUUAGCUACGGCGGCUUUGUCGCGUACCGAAUGGCCGCCGUCGAGGCCAGGGACGCCGUCGACAGGGUCGUGGUCAUGACCAGCGGCGUCGCGGCCACGCCCGGGGAGAUGAGGGAGAUGGCGGCGAGGGAGGAAACAACCGUCGAGGAGGCGCUGCUGCCGGAGACCGCCGAAGGACUGCGCUUCCUUGUGCGCCGGUCCAUGCACCGCCCUCCGACAUGGAUGCCGGACUUCGUGCUUGACGACUUCAUCCAGCUCAUGUGCGUGGAUCAAAGAAAGGAGAGGGCAGAGUUGCUACAGGAAUUGCUGAAGAACGGAGCUGGGAUCGAUCCUCUCCCGGUUCUUACCCAGGAAACACUAAUCAUCUGGGGAGACAAAGACCAGGUGUUCCCCGUUGAUCUUGGCCACAGACUGCAAAGGCAUCUGGGAGAGAGAUCCAGGUUAGAGAUAGUCAAGGAUGCAGGGCACGCGCUGCAGCUGGAGGGAGCCGACCAAGUGAACCGGUUCAUCAAGUCGUUCCUCCUAGAUGAACGAAACGGGCCGGGUGUUGGCAUAGCCCAGAAGUAAGGCUCGCUCACGAGUUCUUCCAAAGCAAACAAAUACGAAUCCGGACAAUAUGUAACUGUAAUUAUAAAAACAGAAGAGCAACUAUUUGUAAUUAUAAAUACGAAUCCGGACAAAAUAAGAGCUUUUGUAGCUGAAAUUCAGAGAGCUCUUUCUGUCUGGUGCCCUGAUGCUCACAGACCGUCUCUGUUUCUUCUUCUGGCUCUAAGUGCAAGACGUGUCACUAAACUGGCUUAUUUUCCUUGUAAAGUUCUUUUAUGAACCA